This is a messenger RNA of Pocillopora verrucosa, 2389 nucleotides long. Its product is annotated as protein C-mannosyl-transferase DPY19L1. Lineage: Eukaryota; Metazoa; Cnidaria; Anthozoa; Scleractinia; Pocilloporidae. The record is from RefSeq and is a predicted model, not a curated record. Gene Ontology annotation, cellular component: nuclear inner membrane. Gene Ontology annotation, molecular function: mannosyltransferase activity.
AAUCACGAAAUAUUUAAUAUUGCGCUCCUCCAAAUUAUUUUUGGUUAUUUGGUUAGCAUUUAAUAUUUUUUCAGAAUGACCACGAAGAAGAAAAAACAAGCUUCUAGUCAACAGAGCCAGAAAUCUGGCUCUGGAAGCACAGCACAACCCAAAACUCACGGGCGUUUCAAAAUGAAACCAAAACAAAGAGACCAGAACGCUAAAUAUUCUUCACCGUCGAUUGUUCCAUUUACGAAAUAUGGCAUCGGCUACGCUUCUUUAGUAUUGAUUAUCGCUGUGAGUUUUGGAAUAUUUCAAAGCUACCACGUGUCUAGAAUGUUUGAAAACGAGCGAUUUUUCUCGCAUUUGUCAGCGUUGGAAAGAGAAUUGUCUUUUAGGACAGAGAUGGGCUUGUACUAUUCAUAUUACAAAACUAUUGUGGAAGCUCCAACAUUCCUUGAUGGAGUUUAUUCUGUUAUGAAUUGCAAUGUAACAGAAUAUCCAGACACCAUCAACACUCUGAAAAGGUUUAAUUUAUAUCCAGAGGUUGUGUUAGGAUUUGCUUUCCGCAUGUAUGACUGGUUAACCGCAAGUUUUAAUAUCCACACCAAGACAUGCUAUACUGUUAACAGAGGUUACAACCAACCUCCUGUACAAAGCUGUGAGGGUAUGGGGGAGCUGUCAUUCUUCUAUGUUUAUGCUAUCUUCUAUUUAAGUGGACUCAUGAUAUCCAUGUUUUUCUUGCUCUGCUUUUAUCUCAGUGGCAGUAUUCUUGGUGGACUUAUAGGCACAUUGUCAUACUUGUAUAAUCAUGGUGAGUGCACCAGAGUUAUGUGGACACCACCCCUACGAGAAAGCUUUUCAUAUCCUUUUCUUGUCUUCCAACUUCUGGCUGUUACCUUAACAAUUAAGUCACCUAAGGCUGACUGGAGACACCUAUCAUUAGUUGCCAUAACAACAAGCUUAUUCAUGAUUCCAUGGCAGUUUGCUCAGUUUGCACUGCUAACACAGACUUGUGCCUUGUUUGGACUGUACUUUCUUAAGUUUAUCACUUCCCGUAAACUGUGCAUUGUGUUAUAUGGAUUGCUGGUGGGACAUUUAUUAAAUUUUGUGAUUCAGUUUGGAAACUCCAUGCUUCUGAGCUCAUUCUUCUUGUCGGCCCUCAUCACAACUUUGAUCAUUGCCAAUCUUGAGCCGUUUAUUUACCAACUGCCCCAUCAGCUUGUUAUAUGGGCUGCCCAGGCUGUCAUCUUCCUUACUGGAUCUGUAGGAAUCAAGAUCGCCAUAGCAAAGAUCCUGGGAAUUGCAGAUGAUGCACACAUCACAAGUAUUUUACGUUCCAAGUUCUCCAGCUUCAGGAAUUUUGACACGGCUUUGUACACGUGUGCACCAGAAUUCGACUUUUUAGAUCCAGAGAAUCCGACAAAGCUGACCAAGACGUUGCUGUUACCAGCUGCAAUUGUAUCUUUUACAGCUGUUUUACUGAAGAUUCUGAAGAAUGAGUGGAAUACCUUGAUGGCUACAAAAGACAAGAAAGAAAAUCCUAAAAUGUCAGACCCUGAAUCGGAUGAGGAGGAAACAGACGACUUCAAGAAGGGAGUGAAUCUUAAACCUCACGCGGAGCAUCUCUAUCACGUGCUGCAGUCGCUGGCAUUCGUUGCCAUGGCGAUCAUCAUUAUGCGGCUGAAGUUGUUUGGUACCCCAGCUCUGUGUGUCAUGGCGUCCCUUCUGGCCUCUAGACAGUUGUUUGGUUUCAUUUGCGACAAGCGAAAGCACCAAGCAGCCGUGGUGGUCCUGAUUGCUGCCAUGUCUGUUCAAGGAAUCAUGAACCUACAAACUCAGUUUGCGACACAGGGAGAGUACAACAACCCAGAACAAGAGGCACUGGUUGAGUGGAUCAACACCAGGACACCCAAAACUGCUGUUUUUGCUGGUGCCAUGCCAACCAUGGCAACCGUCAAAUUGUGCACCGGACGAGCCAUUGUUAACCAUCCUCACUAUGAAGACGUUGGCAUAAGAGAGAGAACUCACAAAGUGUAUCAGAUUUUCAGCCGGAAGCCGCCAACUGUAGUUUGGCAAACUCUGAAUUCCAUGAAAGUUACCCAUGUGGUUGUUGACAUUCAGUGGUGCAGAGGAAGACCGAAAGCUGGCUGUGGCAUGGUCGACAUCUGGGACCUAGAAGACGAAGAAAACAGGUCUCGACCGAGCUGCUGUAGCGUUUUAAUGGACAAUCCAGCGCCUUUUAAAAAGGCUUUCAGCAACGACAAAUAUUACGUAUUUCAGCUCCAUCACAGAUAACACUUUAGAUCAUUCUUUCCCUCAGGGAAAUUUUAUUUUUCAACUAGAGGUACGCCGUCUAUGGCGGUCGCUUGUUUGAGUUUUAAAAUAAUUAACUAAUUUAUGAAACUGA